GCCCUGCCCGUUCGACGAUUGAAGGAUAUACUCAGUCACGUCGUUCCGGAUGCAACUCUGGGCCCCGUCGAGGAGCUACCAUCAACACAGCUCCCACGGCUCUAUAACCUCAACAUGUCAGACGGCAGGAAGUUGCUCCUCUCGUUUGCCCCAAGUGUAGCCGUACGAUUGCUGAGGCACGAGGCCACGAUGCUGUCCUCAGAAGCAACGCUCGUAUAUUUCAUCGCAGGGACGGAUCGACAGGUUGAAGCAGGAGGAUCGUCACAAAAUCAGAUCAAGCCCGUUCCGCGCUCCACAGAGCUAUUUGGGCUGGUCCCAAAGCUGCUCAAACAUUCCUCGAACAGCAAGGAAAUGGCUUACCCCUAUAGCAUCUUCGAACCAACCGCUGGCGCUCCUCUCUCCACUCUCUCCAUCUAUCUCACAUUACCGGAGCGCCGUCUUGUUGACAAGCAGAUUGGCUCCAUGGCUCGCAGCCUUGCUUCUUUAACGUCACCAUCUGGGGCUUUUGGAACAGUCAGCCGAGUCCUCCCCGAUCCCUUCACACCGGUAUCGUCGACAGCCGCCGAGCAGAGGAAAGGUUCAAAGACAUGGUCCGAGGCAUUCAACUUGCUCCUCGAGAACAUCCUGAGAGAUGGCGAGGACAUGGCGGUCCUGCUGCCUUACGAAAUCAUUCGAGCACACAGCCGGAGACUCUCCUGGCACCUGGACGCCGUCACAACGCCUCGACUCGUGGUCCUGGAUGCCGGCACCGAAACGAACGUGAUGGUCGAGCGGGGCCCCGAAGCCGGGCCAUCUGCCGCUGCCGCCAACAACCACCCGAGACUAACGGGCCUCCGGAGCUGGAGCAACGGCGUCUUCGGAGACCCCUUGAUCUCCAGCUGCUUCAAGGAUCCGAGCGAUGGGUUUUUGGAGGGCUGGCGCGGAGGUGGGGAGGAUAUCAUUGAAGAUGCGGAGAAUGCGAGACUCAGAUUACUGCUCUACCAAUGCUACCGAGCGCUUGUCGGCAUCGUCGCCGAGUACUAUCGGCCGCAUGCCGAUAGCAGUAGGAAAGAACUAGAGGGCCGGAGGGAAUUGACCGCCACACUAGCGGAGUUGGAUAAAGCGGAC
Molecule: messenger RNA, 1107 nt
Organism: Amorphotheca resinae ATCC 22711
Lineage: Eukaryota; Fungi; Ascomycota; Leotiomycetes; Helotiales; Amorphothecaceae
Exons: 1
Source: RefSeq, a predicted model, not a curated record